This is a messenger RNA of Rhagoletis pomonella (apple maggot), 1432 nucleotides long. RefSeq names its product zinc finger protein 2-like. NCBI's taxonomy places the organism in Eukaryota, Metazoa, Arthropoda, Insecta, Diptera, Tephritidae. Gene Ontology annotation, cellular component: nucleus. The record is from RefSeq and is a predicted model, not a curated record. Gene Ontology annotation, molecular function: RNA polymerase II transcription regulatory region sequence-specific DNA binding; DNA-binding transcription factor activity, RNA polymerase II-specific. The coding region runs from base 614 to 1345 and encodes 243 amino acids. Gene Ontology annotation, biological process: regulation of transcription by RNA polymerase II. The transcript has 2 exons.
CCGUGGUCCAAAGUUAUGAAUUUAGCGUCCUCUAUUUUACUGAUAAGCGAAUUUUCAUUUAAAUUCGUUCAUAAUUCUAUUUUUGCCCACAUUUUAUAUGGAAGGGGAAGCACUGUGUAUCCUUUCGAUUGGUGUCUAUUUCUUUUGGCAUUUAGAUGGGUGCAAUUAUUGCAUCCUAACUUAGUCAUAGCCUGGACCGACAUUUUUUAGGCAACCCAUGUUCAAAAGUAUUCUUUUCACAUGAAGUUUUAUAAGAAAUACGUUUCAUCCGGUGGUCCGAUGGGUGCAAAUCGACAAUAUGUUCGUAUCUUAGGCAAAAUUUUUUCACAAUUGUUGUUUCGAGAUUUAAAAUUAGAAUGUGUGUGUGAGUUUGAGUUUUGAAUUUUAAAACUAUGUAUAUUGCUUGAAAACGGACUGCUUCUCGAUGGUUUUACCAUCUUAUGUUUUUAUCAUGAAACAAACCCUACAUGCAAAACUCAAUUGAUCACAUGCUUUUAAGUUAAGACAAUUUAUGUACAGGGUCCGAGUUUCCUAUCGGCUGCUCUGGGGGGACCAUAUUAUAAUAGAAAUCCACGCCUUUACUGAUAAAUGAUCCAUACAUAUUAAUUAGCCGAUGGGCAAAUAUUUAAUAAAAAGAAAUUUUCUGUUUAUUUUUUUGUUAGCCCGUGAAUUCAAUUCGGAAACUUCUGUUAAUUUACAUGAAAAGCGGGUUCAUUUGUCAAAGAAACCCAAAUCAAAGGAAUGUCCGAUAUGCCACAAGAAAUUUGAUAGAGACUAUUUCAAGCAGCACAUUCAAAAUGUUCAUACAUCAGAGCGUAAAUUUGUCUGCGAUAUUUGCGAUGAUGGGUUUAAAAGUUCUACUCUGCUCCAACACCAUAAGCUAUUGCAUUUUGAGCGUAAAUUUCCAUGCAAUAUAUGUACAAAAAAAUUCAUACGUUCAAGUGAUCUUAAAGUGCACAUGCGUUCUCACACUGGAGAAGAACCAUUCGAAUGCCAUUUGUGUGACCGACGGUUCAAAAUAAAAGUAAAGCUCAAUUAUCAUCUGCAGCAACACGCUGGCAUCAAACGAAAAUGUGCAGAGUGUGGAAAAGAGUUUAAUAACGUUAGACAAUUGAAAAUCCACUCUUACAAACACACCGGGAUGCCAUAUAGAUGUUUGGUGUGUGAUUAUAGUUGCGUAAAGCGUGAAGUGUUCAGGCACCAUUUGUCGAGGAUGCAUAAUAUGACUAUAACUCCCGAUGAGUAUCGUGCUAUGUUCAAAGCAAAUACCGGCCGAAAUCCAUACGUGAAACCUUUAGAGGAGUUACUAGCAGAGGAGCAAAAAUUGGAAUAUAAUGAACAAUGAAACGAGUUUAUCUAUUACUAAAAAUAGUAAAAUAAACAAGUAAUUUUUAAGCAAAAAACAAAACCGCCUUCAAUUAUCAUAUACAAA